CAUCUUCAAUUCUUGGUUUCAAGAGACACAAAUAUCCUUAUCUUGCCAUGUCGCCGUUGCUGUAUUCCAAAGUGAGCAGUGAAAGCUCCAGAGAGGACUCGAUCGAGCAACAAGAAAACGUUCGCAGACCAAGCCGAUGGAGGAGGAUAAAAGAGAAGGUGCACAUUCUUAGGUGGCCCGUCACGUUUUUCUUGCUUAUCACCAUAUUAUUCUGCGAGUUUUCAAUUCUUCGUCAUCAGCCGAGUAAACCCCAGGUGGGAUCAGAUAUAAACGGCAUUAUUCCAACCUUCUCGCUGGAGAAGAAAGUCUUCCACAACGACAAGAGAUUUGCAUCGGACCACCGCACCACAGAAUCCAUCAACGCGACCAUGCGUGAAUGGGAUAACCUCAUUCCCUUCGGUGGCGGCUUCCUCGAAGUCGCAGACUACACAUCGUACGACCUCCCGCCGCCCAUGCACUUCCCCAACAUACCGGGCAAACAAGUCUUCUCGCUCGCCAUCUUCCACCAGCUGCACUGCCUGAUGCACCUCUCCGACUUCAUGGACAAGCUUGUCGUGCAGAUCCGUAACCGCGACUUCUCGCUCGACGACAAUUUCCUGUGGCACAACGACCAUUGCUUCAAUUACAUUCGCCAUGCCAUCAUGUGCUUUGGCGAUACCACGCUCGAGGGCCAGACCCUGACGCCCGGUCUGGAACAUGUACCUGGCACAGAUGGCACGGGCGCCACGCACAUGUGUAGGAAUUUCGACGAGAUUAGGGAGUUUGCGGAGAAGAGGAGGUUGUCGGAGAAGAAGGAGCAGUUGUGAGGUUUUGAGUCGGUUUAAGAGGGGGUGCGGGGUGUGGAGUUGCUGUGUAUGUUGUAUACCAUCGUAUGAGUCUCGCUCAAUGUUGGUAUUUGAUGGUUCCACGUAUGUUGAUGUUUCUUUUACGCUAUGAACUGGGUAAUUUUCUAUCCUUGCGGUGACAGCUCACGAGAUAUCUAUGUUACGCAUAUGGAUAGUAACUAUUGUAUGAUUGUGGAACCAAGGUAAUUGCUGCUGAAAUGUUUUCUCCAUCAGAAAGCGUAAUCGGGGAAUCCGAGAAGACUGCCAAUCUACUUAAGUUGAUAUGACUGAAGCUGUAUUGUCGCUUCAUGAACAAGAGCAACAAAUGGUUUCUAAUUAGUUUUCCGUGUACGCACGCUUCUUGACUGGGCUAAUGCAUAUUUUGACGUUAUCAAUGGCAGCGGGCGUCUUAAGGCGUAUAAUGAUGGAAUGAACAAGUACACAUUUAGUUUCAGCCAACUAGGCAGUAAAUAACCAAGGC
Messenger RNA from Exserohilum turcica Et28A, 1305 nucleotides. RefSeq lists its product as uncharacterized. The transcript has 3 exons. Bases 48 to 806 code for a protein of 252 amino acids. Lineage: Eukaryota; Fungi; Ascomycota; Dothideomycetes; Pleosporales; Pleosporaceae. Gene Ontology annotation, biological process: mycotoxin biosynthetic process. The record is from RefSeq and is a predicted model, not a curated record.